Molecule: messenger RNA, 1483 nt
Organism: Mauremys mutica (yellowpond turtle)
Lineage: Eukaryota; Metazoa; Chordata; Testudines; Geoemydidae
Gene: PTK6
Product: protein tyrosine kinase 6
Biological process (GO): protein phosphorylation; cell differentiation; innate immune response
Cellular component (GO): extrinsic component of cytoplasmic side of plasma membrane
Molecular function (GO): non-membrane spanning protein tyrosine kinase activity; ATP binding; signaling receptor binding
Source: RefSeq, a predicted model, not a curated record
AUGAGAACCUCGUUGAUAUUGGCUCUGGCGGGGAGACCUAACUCCUGCCAUAAUUCAGCUCCUCUACCCAGCAGCAUGAAUUCCAGGCUUGGAACCAGUCCUCUGUACACCAGCCUCUGGGACUUUGAUGCCAGGACACAGACAGAAAUCAGCUUCCGGGCAGGAGACCUCUUCCAGGUCACCAGGCAAGAAGGAGAAUGGUGGUGGGCCAGGAAAGUCGACGGCUCGAACAGGAUCCUAGCCGAAGGUUAUGUUCCUUACAAUUACUUAGCUGAGCAGGAGACAAUGGAGGCAGAACCCUGGUUUUUUGGGCAGAUCUCGCGUUCCGAGGCCUUACACAGGCUGCUGUCAGAAGAGAACAAAACCGGGGCCUUUCUAAUCCGAAUCAGUGAGAAAAAAGAUACUGACUACGUGCUUUCAGUUCGGGAUGACUCAAUUGUGAGGCACUACAAGAUCUGGCGGAACUCCCAGGGGAACUUCUACAUGAACGCUGCGCUCUCCUUCCCGGAUCUGCUCAGCCUAGUGGAGCAUUACAAAGCGAAGAACCUCUCCCACGGCCUGAGACUGACAAUCCCCUGCUGGAAGCAAGAACAAGAGCCUCUGCCUCACUGGGAUGACUGGGAAAGACCCAGAGAAGAAUUCAGUCUGGUCAAGAAGCUGGGAGCUGGAUACUUUGGAGACGUCUAUGAAGGAUACUGGAAAAACAAGGUCAAAGUUGCAAUUAAAACUAUCCCCAAAGCUGACCUGACGUACCAGGCCACUUUCAAGAACGAAACCAAGGUAAUGAAGAAUCUGAGGCACAAGCACAUCCUCUCCCUCUAUGCCAUCUCUUCUGUUGGAGAUCCUGUCUACAUCAUCACCGAGCUCAUGCUCAAAGGAAACCUGCUAGAUUUUCUCCGAGAGUCAGAAGGGGAGCAUCUGGAAAUGAUCGAUCUGGUUGACAUGGCAUCGCAGGUGGCUGAUGGGAUGUGCUACUUAGAGUCUCAGAAUUUUGUUCACCGAGAUUUAGCUGCGAGAAAUAUUCUUGUUGGAGAAAACAACAUCUGCAAAGUGGGAGACUUUGGCCUGGCCAGGCUUAUCAAGGAUGAUGUGUACUUGUCUUACUCUCGCAAUAUCCCCUAUAAAUGGACAGCCCCUGAGGCCAUUUCCCAUGGACGCUAUUCCACCAAGUCCGAUGUUUGGUCUUUUGGGAUCCUUCUGUAUGAAAUUAUCACCUAUGGACAGAUUCCAUACCCAGGUAUGAGUAACGGUGAGGUUUGCCAAAAAGUCCAAACAGGUUUCCAGAUGUCCUGCCCGCCAAAGUGCCCAUCCAUGCUCUAUGAAAUCAUGCGCAAGUGCUGGCACCUCAGUCCAGAUCAGAGGCCUGACUUCCAGCACCUCAAAGGGAAACUCCACAGUUUCACACUCUACGAGAACCCAGGGUGAUAGCUGCACCAGGAGCCCUUCUCUUACUGUUUCCUUUCACCUCUUUUUAAGUCUGACA